AUGGAGUUGGGUGUGGAGGCUCUUGAAGUGGGAGAAAAGAGCAAAACCAGAGAGAUAUGUAGGCGCUCCAAAAGGAAAAAGCUGAAAUUAAAUUGUUAUCUGACUUAUCUCUUCUCCUCCGCUCUCAAUCUAUUAGGAAAUAAUGGAAUAUCAAACAAAUUAAACAAAACUCCAGCAAAUCAUCCCACAAUUAUUGAAGGAAGGAAAAGCGUGAGAACACAGAAAAACAAAGACCUUUAUGCUAGAACACAGAAGUUAGCUGAAAAACAUGGAUGCUCCCCUGCACAACUCGCGCUUGCCUGGGUUCUUACUCAAGGAGAUGAUGUUGUACCUAUUCCUGGCACAACUAAGUUAAAGAAUCUGGAUGAUAAUAUUGGUUCCGUGGGAGUGAAACUUACUAAAGCAGAUAUGAAAGAGAUUUCUGAUAAGAUUUCUAUCAAUGCAGUGGCUGGGAAAAAUGCACCCGAUGCCUUUUUUCGCUGCUCAUGGAAGUUUGGAAAUACACCACCAGCAAAAGAUGGCAAAAUACCAUCUUCUAUGUUUGGAUGA
Molecule: messenger RNA, 549 nt
Organism: Fragaria vesca subsp. vesca
Lineage: Eukaryota; Viridiplantae; Streptophyta; Magnoliopsida; Rosales; Rosaceae
Product: perakine reductase-like
Exons: 3
Coding region: 1-549 (182 amino acids)
Cellular component (GO): cytoplasm
Source: RefSeq, a predicted model, not a curated record